AUGGGGUGCCGUGUGAAGCCUGCGGCGGCCUGGCAGGGUUCCGGGGCGCGGGGCGCAAGGUGCCCUAGGGGUGCAGCCGGGGAGCCGGAGCGCCCUCCCCCGCCUGGCUGGCUGGCGCGUCUGCGCUGCGACCAGCCGGGCGGCCGUGCGGGACGCCUGCAGGGAGGCCCCGCGGUUCCGCGCUCGGAGAGGGUGGGGGGCAGGCCCAUCGCGAUCGCGACUCGUCCCGGCGUCGCGGGCCCAGGCCCUGCCGCGGUCCGGGCCCCCACGGCAGGCACCCCCGCCCGAUGCGGAGCCGGCGUCCCGGGCUCCCGCGGCCUUGCGCGGCCGGGAGCGGCUCGGGAAGUUCGCGCGGAUCCGAUGCAGAAGUUGGCGCCCGGAAGAGUGGGGCGCAGCGGGGGCGUCUCCGGCCGUCUCGGCCAGGCGUGCGGCGCCUCCGGGUCGCCGCUUUCCUUCUCCGGACGCCGGAGCGCCGGCCUCGCCGGGGAUUACCCGGGCGUCUCUCGCGAGGCGAGGCGCGAGUCUCCCAAAUCAGCGCAGGGUGCAGGCCGCUUCCCGGCAGAGGUGCUUGCGGGCGAGGAGAGCCCACUAACUUUUGCUUUCCUGCCGGUCGGCCCAGGAGCUCGCCUCCCGCCAAGGGCGACCGCGCCAGCCCUGCGCCGUGAAAGGGGAGCCCGCGCCCUCCCGCACCUCGAGGGGCCCCCGGGCCUUCCGCGGGCGCCAGGGUGGCCCCUUUGCCGACCCGCUGGCGUCCCGGAUUCCUGGGCUCGGGGAAGUGCACCAGGCCUGGAGGGAACACAUAAGGACAAAUUAAAAAGAGAGAGAGAAAUAUCCAAAUAUUAAGCACUGAGGAUUUGGAUCUAAAAAUGGAUGGUCAAAGAUCUUGGGAACUAAGGGACCUUCUUGCCAAAUAAGGAUACUUGGCAGGCUACACUGUGUAUUUUAAGUUAGCACAAGAGUGAGUGUUAUUGGCAAUAUAUUGGCUGAAUGCCUAUCUGGAAAGAGCAGUGAAACUGACUUUGAUAGGGCUUCAAAAUUAUAAACAGGAGUUAAGAGGGGCAUGGAGUGAAUAAUCUAGUCAUCAGAGAAAACACUGGAGAAAUUACAGUGAUGUUUCAUGAAAAGGGGUCAGACAUGGAGUGAAACUAUUAGUGUGGGGUGAAAGAGAAAAGUGGAUAGUUGAUUUUAGAAAUUGUUAGAUUCAGAGGAAAGAAAGAGAAUCAGUGGUUAAAAAAAAAAAAAAACAGAGAAGAGUGUUUGUGGUGAUAUAAUCCUUCUUGGAAUAAGAUAGCCUUAUAUCUGUAUCCAGAGAUGUUGGAAGUCAAAAUUAAUUUGCAUCAUUUGCUUUCCAUUUUAUUUGACCCAGGACAGAAUGACAGGGAGCGGAUGUCCUGUCUCUCUGAAUGCAAUAGAAACAGCUCAGGCACCUUUUGGUGUACUGCAGGGAUCAUUUAGGCUACUUCUUGUGUGGCUAUUAACCUUGUCCCACUACACACAAAUAAGCAGAGUUCCAGCUGUGACCAGGAAACUGUACCUGGGAAGGAAAGAGAGCUAUAAAUGCUCGAGCUUAGAUUGGUCUGACUGAUAUGUGGGUGCUUUUGUGUCAGACCCUCCUCUGGACAGCUGAACCAUCGAUUAUGCUCUAAUAGCAGUUAAAUAAUCCCAACACAGUAGAAGAUGCUGUGAGAACAAAGAAGCCAGGCAUUUGACAUCCUAAUCCCAGCGUCACAAUGGCUUCUGGGAAAUUAAAGCCUCAUGUUGAACUUUAGGUAAAUGGUAAGCAAUCUAAUAAUUACUAGAAUAAGAAAAGGGUUUGUUUAAAGGGAGGGGAAAAAAAGACAAGUUAGAAAGAGAAGGCAGAAUGAUAGCAUGGGGAAAAUAUGGUGGAAAAAAUGUUGUGACUUUGAAGUCAGACCUGAAUAUGAAUCUCAGUUGUGUCACUUUUAAGUUAGGCAACUUUUACAUGCUUGAUCCUCAAUUUCCUCACAUGCAAAUUGGGGACAGUAAUCCCUGCUUCCUAAGCAGAAGGAUAUGAGACAGCCCAUGGAAAUGCUUCAGCCAGCACAUGAAACUUCAGCCACCAUCACUGAGUGGUGGAGAAGGGGUUUUCCACAUUCCCGAGUUACUGAGAGAAAGCUGCCUGUCUCACCUGUUCCCAGCUAAGGCUUGCCCUUGGUAGCCUGCCCUGUUUCCAGAUUAUACUUAUGUGUACAUGGAGGGCUAGCAGAUUUUCAUAGCUAUUUUCCUGCUUUGCAUAUAAGGAUUUCUAAAGCAACUUUGUGCAUACCUCUGGGUUUAUGCACGAUUUAUACACAGCUUUGUAAUAUUCUUGGGGAGGGGGAGGAGAAUCUGAAAAUUAGUACAUUUGAAUUUGAAGAAUUUCAGAGCUAUAGGAAUAGUGGUUGAUUAUGACCUAGAAGACCAAUAUUGAAACCAUUCUUACAGCUAAUUUUGAGCACAGAUUACCUUCAGGGACCAACGUUCUUUAUGGACUCAUCUCUGGACCUCCAAAGAAGAAAAUAAAAAAGAGAAGGCAAGAGUUGCUGCCUGAAGAUCAUGGAGUAAAUCUUUGCUGAUUGAACUUUUCUACCAAAAUGUCCUAUUUAGGGGAAGAAUGCAUUCCUUCAGGGAUCUGUAGGUAUAACCAUAAAUAUUUCCGGUGUAAGCAAGCACCUUCUCUCAGAUCCUGCAUUUAAUCUUAAAAAUUCAGGUGACCUUGGCAUUCUUUUCUGUACUGUUUGACUUGUUGAACAAACCACUACAAACAAAUGCCAAGCAUCUUUCUUCCCCCAAAUCUUAAAGGAAAAUCAAUGCUGUAAGAUGUGUGUUGUUCAUAUACCUUCUUCACAGAGCUGGGUACUCCCCCUGAGGGAGCACCCAUGUUUGAGGAGCUUGGACCUGUUUCUGGUAAAUGGUACUGCACCAUUGAGCUUCACAGCCCAGCCUGAUGCAUGGGGUAAUGCAGUUCCAUUAUGCUGAGAAAAGAAUAGUGUAGAUUGUCAUCCAAAGAGUUUUUAUUUUCUGUGGUCACACUGGGGCUUUCAAGGUCAGAAAAGCUCUUUGCUUUGGAAGUCAAGAAGAGGGGGAGAUAGUUGUGGGAUAGGAAUGUGAAGUAUAGUUUCACCUUCUCAGCCAGUUGAGGAGGGGAAAUUUAGGAGGACAGCCCAGUCAUCUCCAUUAUUCCCGCCAUUGACAUUGACACCGGGCUCCUCCACAAGGGAGGGCUCUGUGUGUGUCAGGUUCAUGACUGUAUCCCUCAGAAGGGAAGGGAGAGGUUGGUUAGUCAUGGCGUCCUCACAGGGUUGGAGUGAAUCUUUACGAAACUCUUCAUUCCUCUCCUGGUCUCCUCCCCCACUCCCCUUGAACACGCUCAGUGAUAAGGAACUCACUACCUAACAGGGUGGCAUAUUUUCUUGUUAGGCAGCUCUGAUAACCCUGAAUUCCAUCUGUAACUUGUCUACAGAUAGCCCGGCCUCUGGCUCUGUGAUACAUACUGUAGAGUCUUCCUUUGGUCUUAUCUAAUGCUAAUGCCCCGGGUUUUGUUUGUUUUCUUGUUACUUCAAGGUUACCAAGUUUUAACUCUCAUAUUUCCCCUUCUUCGGGAACCUUUAUUCUAGGUUUGUCCAAAAUUAAUGGCAACCCACUCCAGUGUUCUUGCCUGGAGAAUCCCAUGGAUAGAGGAGCCUGGUGGACUAUAGUCCACAGGGUCGCAAAGAGUCGGACACAACUGAGCGACUGCACUUAUUUACACUUAGGAAGGUGAGAUACUUUCUAUUUGACAAAAGUAGAAAUAAGAAUAGAAACAAGAGCUGAGCAGAAGCAGAAUCUUGAGUGGGUGGGCUUAUUUACCGAGUAAAUCUUUCUUACUUAUUAGCAACUGCUUUCUCCUCCACCCCAACCCGCACCCCCAACACCUGUGAAUUCCUCUUCUAGCCAACCCAUAGAAAUAUGCCCACUCCAUGCUUUUUUGCUGUAGUCAGACUCUGACCUUGUUCUCUUCCUCAGGCCUCCAAUCACUCAGUGCUCAAAACUUGUAAUUGUUUGACACGAGAAACACCUGCACUGAUCCAUGUCCUGGGUUGUACCUACCGGGAGUCUCCUAGCUAGGCUUCUGUUUGAGCAGGGACACAUUUCCACAGGGCAUUUUUGGGCAUCAGUACCCCUUCUCCCUACAUUUCUGUUCCUCAUGUAUUUUGCUUCUAGUAACAACAUUUCUGGCAAGAAAAUAUGUCAUAGAAGUCUCUUUGUUAACUGAAGUAUUUACCCUGUGGCUCAAGUAGAGAUUUAUGUUCAUUUCAGUUCAA
Molecule: messenger RNA, 4304 nt
Organism: Cervus elaphus (red deer)
Lineage: Eukaryota; Metazoa; Chordata; Mammalia; Artiodactyla; Cervidae
Product: collagen alpha-1(I) chain-like
Exons: 3
Coding region: 1-843 (280 amino acids)
Source: RefSeq, a predicted model, not a curated record